AUGGGGCUGCUGGUGGGCUACUUGGGAGGUGGAGGAAGCAAUUGCCACAAAAUCACUGCCCCCAGUCUGGGCAAGGGGCACUUGGUGAACCUGCUGCCUCCAGAGCACCUUCCCUGGUGUGGAGGCAGCCAGGGACCCAGGAUGCUCCGGACCUGUUACCCGCUCUGUUCCCAAGCUGGUCCCCUGGCGAGAGGCUGGCAGCCCCUGAGCUUUGAUGGUGGUGCCUUCCACCUCAAGGGCACAGGAGAGCUGACACGGGCCUUGCUGGUUCUCCGGCUGUGUGCCUGGCCCCCACUCGUCACUCACGGGCUGGCGCUCCAGGCCUGGUCUCAGCGACUCCUGGGCUCCCGGCUCUCAGGUGCGUUUCUCCGAGCAUCUGUCUAUGGGCAGUUUGUGGCUGGUGAGACGGCAGAGGAGGUGAGGGGCUGCGUGCAGCAGCUGCGGACCCUCAGCCUCCGACCACUGCUGGCAGUGCCCACUGAGGAGGAGCCGGACUCUGCUGCCAAGAGCGGUGAGGCCUGGUAUGAGGGGAACCUCGGCGCUAUGCUGCGGUGUGUGGACCUGUCGCGGGACCUCCUGGAGCCCCCCAGCCUGGCUGAGGCCAGCCUCAUGCAGCUGAAGGUGACGGCGCUGACCAGCGCUCGGCUCUGUAAGGAGCUAGCCUCAUGGGUCAGAAGGCCAGGAGCCUCCUUGGAGCUGAGCCCCGAGAGGCUGGCUGAAGCCAUGGACUCUGGGCAGAACCUCCAGGUCUCCUGCCUCAACGAUGAGCAGAACCAGCACCUCCAGGCCUCCCUCAGUCGCUUGCAUCGGGUGGCCCAGUAUGCCCGGGCCCAGCACGUGCGGCUCCUGGUGGAUGCGGAGUAUACCUCACUGAACCCUGCGCUCUCGCUGCUGGUGGCUGCCCUGGCCGUGCGCUGGAACAGCCCAGGGGAAGGCGGGCCCUGGGUGUGGAACACCUACCAGGCCUGUCUAAAGGACACAUUCGAGCGGCUGGGGAGGGACGCAGAGGCUGCACACAGGGCCGGCCUGGCCUUCGGAGUGAAGCUGGUACGAGGUGCCUAUCUGGACAAGGAGAGAGCGGUGGCCCAGCUUCAUGGGAUGAAGGACCCCACUCAGCCUGACUAUGAGGCCACCAGUCAGAGGUACAUGUGGGAGCUGGGCAUUCCUCUGGACGGGACUGUCUGUUUCGGACAACUUCUGGGCAUGUGUGACCACGUCUCUCUGGCACUGGGGCAGGCCGGCUAUGUAGUGUAUAAGUCCAUCCCCUAUGGCUCCUUGGAGGAGGUAAUCCCCUACCUGAUCCGGAGGGCCCAGGAAAACCGGAGCGUGCUUCAGGGUGUCCGCAGGGAACAGGAGCUGCUCAGCCAAGAACUGUGGCGGCGGCUGCUGCCAGGACGCCGAAGGAUACCCCACUAGCACCCCUGAGGGGGUCAUGUGGUCAAUAAAGGUCCUUAGGCACUGCCAAA
Molecule: messenger RNA, 1466 nt
Organism: Mandrillus leucophaeus (drill)
Lineage: Eukaryota; Metazoa; Chordata; Mammalia; Primates; Cercopithecidae
Gene: PRODH2
Product: proline dehydrogenase (oxidase) 2
Exons: 11
Coding region: 1-1416 (471 amino acids)
Cellular component (GO): mitochondrion
Molecular function (GO): FAD binding; proline dehydrogenase activity
Source: RefSeq, a predicted model, not a curated record